Tetrahymena thermophila SB210 is the source of this 1191-nucleotide messenger RNA. RefSeq names its product papain family cysteine protease. The record is from RefSeq and is a predicted model, not a curated record. Gene Ontology annotation, molecular function: cysteine-type endopeptidase activity. Gene Ontology annotation, cellular component: lysosome. The transcript has a single exon. NCBI's taxonomy places the organism in Eukaryota, Ciliophora, Oligohymenophorea, Hymenostomatida, Tetrahymenidae.
AUGAAAUUCUAAAAUAUCUUAAUUGGUCUUUUGUUUUUAUCUUCCUGCUUGGCUCAGCUCAUAUCUUAGAAACACUCUAACUCUAAAUUAUCAUCAGUGCAAAUCAAAGAUUUACUCGAUUUCAACUAAUGGAAAUACAAUCAUGGUAAAAAUUACUUUAAUGCUGAUGAAGCUAAUUUCCGUCAAGUGAUUUAUCUUUUGAAUCUCUAGAAGUUCAAUGAACAUAACAGCAACCCAAAUCACUCUUACAAAGUUGGUACAAAUUAAUUCUCAGAUUUGAGCUAAGAAGAAUUUGAGUCACUGAUAUUGAACCCAUUUCUUUCUCAGGAUUUCCAUCACAGAUUCCUGGAUUCAAAUAAUGAUAAAAAUUUAAAUAAAAAUAGCAAUCAUACCUCCACAAAUAACAAUAAUAACAACAGCAAGAACUAAAACAAUACACAUACUAAAAAUAAUACUCAUACUGGAAAUAGCAAUAACAAAACUAAUACUGUUCCUGUAAAUCCUACAACCCCAACUGAUCCUUUAAAAGUAGUUCCUUAAAGUGUUGACUGGAGACUACAAGGAAAAGUUAGUCCUGUAAAGAAUUAGGGUUAGUGUGGUGCUUGCUGGGCUUUCUCAGCCACUGGUUUAGCUGAAAGUGUUAAUUUAAUGAGAAAUAACACUCUUCAAUAAUAUUCUGAAUAAGAAUUGAUUGAUUGUACUUACAAAAUAUAUUCAACUAAUUAUUUUAAUUAGGGUUGUGAUGGCGGUUGGGCUGCUAAUGGUAUGAAUUACAUCUAAUAGAAAGGUGUCUUUUCAGAAAGUGAUUAUCCUUACAGUGCUUCAUUAGGAACUUGCAAUAAUGCUACAUCAGCAACUAGAUAAAAGGCAUUCUUUGCUAAAGAUAGUAUCUACUUUUAUACCUGGAAUAGCAACAAAACUAACGAAUUGUAAUAUGCUGUAAGUACUCAACCAAUUUCAGUACAAGUUGAUGCCACAUUUUGGAAUUCUUAUUCAAGCGGUGUAUUUAAUAACUGUUCUACUGAUAAUUGGACAGUUAAUCAUGCUCCUCUUCUUGUAGGCUACACUAAAGAAGGAAACUGGAUUGUCAAAAACUCGUGGGGAACUAAUUGGGGUUAAAAUGGUUACAUUAUUUUAGCUCCAGGUAAUACCUGCAACAUCACUAAAGCUCCCUUAGGUUCAACUAUUUGA